Molecule: messenger RNA, 8344 nt
Organism: Zootoca vivipara (common lizard)
Lineage: Eukaryota; Metazoa; Chordata; Lepidosauria; Squamata; Lacertidae
Gene: PAPSS2
Product: 3'-phosphoadenosine 5'-phosphosulfate synthase 2
Biological process (GO): 3'-phosphoadenosine 5'-phosphosulfate biosynthetic process; sulfate assimilation
Molecular function (GO): adenylylsulfate kinase activity; ATP binding; sulfate adenylyltransferase (ATP) activity
Source: RefSeq, a predicted model, not a curated record
UAUACCUACUCCCUUCCCCUCGCAGCUUCUCAGCAAGCCCGCGGGAGCCAGCCGCUUGCCUUCCUGCCCGCCACGCCACCCCACCCCGCCACUGCUGCCAGGAGCUGAGGGAGCCGCGAAGCCGGCGACAUGUCCGACAACAAGAAGCAAAGGAUGAAUCUCCAUAGGUCCACCAAUGUGGUCUACCAAGCUCACCACGUUAGCAGGAGUAAGAGAGGGCAAAUCGUGGGCUCAAGAGCUGGCUUUCGAGGCUGUACAGUGUGGCUCACAGGUCUUUCUGGCGCUGGAAAGACAACCAUUGGGUUUGCACUUGAAGAGUACCUUGUGUCUCAUGGCAUCCCUUGCUACUCCCUUGAUGGGGAUAACAUUCGUCACGGUCUCAACAAAAACCUUGGCUUCUCUGCUGAUGACCGAGAAGAAAAUAUCCGUCGCGUUGCUGAAGUCGCCAGGCUGUUUGCCGAUGCUGGACUUGUUUGCAUAACAAGUUUCAUUUCUCCAUUCUCAAAGGACCGCCAGAAUGCAAGAAACAUUCAUGAGACAGCUGGACUUCCUUUCUUUGAAAUCUUUGUGGAUGCUCCCCUGAGUAUCUGUGAGAGCAGGGAUGUGAAAGGCCUUUAUAAAAAAGCACGAGCUGGAGAAAUAAAAGGAUUCACUGGAAUUGACUCAGAUUAUGAGAAACCAGAAGCGCCUGAAAUUGUGCUGAAAACCAACAUAUAUUCUGUCACUGAAUGCAUCCAGCAGAUUGUGGAGCUCUUGCAAGAUCAGAACAUUGUUCCGCCAACUGCAAUCAAAGAUGUCCUUGAACUGUUUGUCCCUGAAAAUAAUGUUGAACAAGCUCAGGCUGAAGCCGAUACACUGCCUUCUGUGAAGAUUACCAAGUUGGAUCUACAGUGGGUUCAAGUCCUAAGUGAAGGUUGGGCCAGCCCAUUGAAAGGAUUUAUGCGGGAGAAAGAAUACUUGCAAGUUAUCCAUUUUGGCACCUUGCUUGAUGGAAGGGGUAGAGUUGAUAUAUCCGAGCUUGAUGGCGUUAUUAACCUGACCAUUCCAAUUGUACUACCAAUAACUACGGAAGACAAGAAACGCCUGGAAGGAUGCGAUGCGUUUGCACUGGAGUACAACGGGCGGAGGGUGGCCAUACUGCAAAAUCCGGAAUUUUUUGAGCACAGGAAAGAAGAACGUUGCGCACGUGUUUGGGGGACCACAUGUGCAAAGCACCCGCAUGUAAAGAUGGUGAUGGAAAGUGGAGACUGGUUGGCUGGUGGAGACCUCCUUGUAUUAGAGAGAAUUAAGUGGAAUGAUGGGCUGGACCAAUACCGCUUGACUCCCUUGGAGCUGAGACAGAAGUUCACAGAAAUGAAUGCUGAUGCGGUGUUUGCUUUCCAGCUGCGCAACCCUGUGCACAACGGACAUGCCCUGCUGAUGCAGGAUACCAAACGGCGCCUCCUUGAGAGGGGCUAUAAACAUCCUGUGCUGCUCUUGCACCCUCUCGGGGGAUGGACCAAGGAUGACGAUGUACCUCUCGAGUGGCGCAUGAAGCAGCAUGCUGCAGUGCUGGAGGAGCAUGUGCUAGAUCCAAAGUCCACCAUUGUGGCCAUUUUCCCUUCUCCAAUGUUGUAUGCUGGACCAACAGAGGUCCAGUGGCACUGUCGGGCUCGGAUGAUUGCUGGAGCCAAUUUCUACAUUGUCGGCCGAGAUCCGGCAGGUAUGCCUCACCCAGAGACCAAGAAAGAUCUGUAUGAACCCACACAAGGUGGGAAGGUGCUCAGCAUGGCUCCAGGACUGAACUCUGUGGAAAUCAUUCCCUUCCGAGUAGCAGCAUACAGCAUAGUACAAAAGGCGAUGGUCUUCUAUGAUCCGGACAGGCACAAUGAAUUUGACUUCAUUUCUGGCACACGCAUGAGGAAGUUGGCUCGUGAAGGCGAAAACCCCCCUGAAGGAUUCAUGGCGCCGAAAGCUUGGAAAGUGUUAACUGAGUACUACAUGUCACUGGGAAAAAAUAAUUAAUUUUGCUUUUAUCCAAGUGCAUCUUGGUUUUUAAAGAUGGGCUCUUUCAAUUGAUUUAUAUGCUGUUCUACAUCUUCUACUUUGAAAUUUUCUGCUGUUUGUGGGCAUUUUCUUCCCAGCUUUCCCCCCUCUGGAGUUACUAGGAAAUUUCCUCUUAAUUUCAAAGGAAAGCCACAGAAGAGAUUUUAUUGUACAUAUAUAUAUAUAUAUAAAGAGAUUAUGGGAGUCCAAAGCCAUACACUGAUUUAUCACAGCCUUUCAAAAGAGGUUGUCUGUGAACUGUGCAGAAUUAUGCAGCUGAAAAAUUUGGAGUUAUUUAUCUGUUCUUCUUUGUUGCUUUUAAUUAAUUGUAUUGAGCAAGCUGGGGAUGAAAUAGGACUUUUGCUCCUCCUCCUUCUGAGCAGCAGUAAAAGGGAAGUUUACCUUCUGCUUAACUUUGGCAUGGCCUAUCAUAUCCCUUUCAGCAGGUUGAUGUGACAGUUAUUGUUUUUUUUAAUUAUGGUGAUUAUUAAUAAACACCAGCAUCCUGAUUCAUCUGCAGAAACCCUCAUCAUUCCACACCAGCUUUCUCCCAUCAACCCAAAUCAAUUUUCAAACCAUUGCAAGAAAUUUGGAGAGUCCUGGGAAGUUGAUUUAACACUUAGCAGUGGUUGCAGAGCCAGCUCAGAGCGCUUUGUUGUCUGAGGCAGAACAGCAAACAGUGCCCUGCCCUCCAAAGUGCAUAGUAUUUUGGCACCUGAGGCAGAAAAUUUGCUGUACAGUUCAGUUAGCUAGAGCAUGGUGCUGAAAAAACUAACGUCGCAGGUUUGAUCUCGCUAUGGGACAGCUGCACAUUCCUGUAUUGCAGGGGGUUGGACUAGAUGAUCCUUGGUGUUCCUUCCAAGUACCUUUUUCUCCAACCUGGCAACAAUGUGUAAUAUGAAUAUUCUGUUACUACAAUUUAGCCCCUAUAGCUAUUACUCCCUCCAUUGUUUUACUUUUGAACUCCUAGAUUUUUACACAUUGGACCGUAAACGUUGCAGGUGCCGUGAGGGAACUAGGGUGUUGUGGUCUGAAGUUGAUACCAUGAAUCCUUUGCUGAGGUUUGUCUGCCGCAUUCAAUAUGUGAAGCUCUUUGGAACAGCCUGGAACUUUUAUUGAAUCCAAGCUUUUCAAGUGAACCCCUAGCCUUCAUGAAUGCAGACUGGAUGUUGUAUUGGCAAAGAUUGUUCCAUAAUGCAAAACAGAUCAGCCAUCCCUGGGGCUAUAUGGGAACUCCAGCUGCUAGUCAUGUUCUCACAAUUUAGCAAUAGUUGCACUAAACCUCAUUGAGGUUUCUGGUUAAUCUAAGGUUCUUCCGAAAUGUGAUCUAGGCAUUCGAGUGCAAGUUAUACAAAUAUUAAUACGCUUACAAAAGCAGUGGUUGUUUGUGCCAGUGCUUCAGUAGAUUGUGACUGCAUAUUAAAUUUAUUAUGAGACUUUAGCAUAGAGGGGGGAGAAAGCAUGAUAUGUUCCUUCUCUUCAGUCUUAACUUGUAGUUAAAAUAAAAAAGGCACUUGAAGCCCAACACCACGUUAGGCUCGAGAGCUAGCACACUGGUAACAGUCCACCUUAUUCUUUCAGAAUAGUAACUAAAUAUUUCCCUAGUCUACUAAAAAUGCCUUUUUUAACAGUGCAUUCCUACCGUUGCUUACUCAGCAGUCUCAUUAAGUUUAACGCCGCUUACUCUCAGAUGUGUAUAGGAUUGCUGCCUUAAUUUCUUUCACAUGUGAACAUAGUUCAUGUGGAAUACAAAGAGAAAUGUAUUUUAUAGCCCAUGUAGGUUUUACAUUCAAAUUACAGAUUCUGGAACUGCAGCGUGUGCUUUGGUUAUGAAAAGCAUCCAUAGAUUUAGAAGAGGAACCAGAUGCUCUUCUGUAAGCAGAGAGAGUCCCAUCUAUUUGUCUUGGAGAAGAGGACAGCUUAUCCGCAGAAUUCACAAAAUGGUGGUGGUAGUAGUAGUAGUUGGAUUUAAGACAACACAAACCCAUUGAAGUCAAUUUCACCAAAUCCACCUGAUCUGAAUUUUAUUCAGUCAUGCAAGGGACAGAGCAUAGAAGCAGGCAGUACUUGUAUAUGUAAAGUUGCUGUAAAAGGUAAGAAUAUAACAGGUUAAUGAAAGUAGACGGGGCCCAAACCCUUCUCCCAUGUGAGCAGAUUGCAUAUGUGGGACUCCCUCCCUUCCUGCUCUUCUUCUGCUAAGUCUUCCUCCCAUAUGUUGAGAUCUGAGCUGGCCCAACAGAGGCCCUAGGCCAGGGCAUGGACCAGAUUGCGCCCAAACUUUGGCCAAGUGUUUAAGUCAAAUACAAAUUGCAAACUUAAAAAAAAGAUCUGCCUUUCCAUCUGCCUUAUCUAGGAAUGAAAUAAUAUGGUUUCCAAAGAUUGUGAAAUUAUAUUCUUAUUUUUUGUAGCAAUCAUGCAACACACACAUAUUUACUGUCCCAAAAUUUUAUUUGAGAAUGCCUUUUAACGGUUCCACCUUUUAAAGUUUUGGAAUCCUCAUGAUAAAAACCCUAAAAGUAUAGUAGGGCUGCAUCCAAAAGUUGUUCUGCUGGAGCAGGGGUCUGCAACCUGCGGCUCCGGAGCCGCAUGUGGCUCUUUUACACCUUUGCUGCGGCUCUGGAGCGGAUACGAGGGGAGGAGGCGUCCGAGACAUGCGCCGCCUGAGCCAUGCGGUGGCGCCCGCCAGACACUCUCGCGGUGCCCACCGCCGCCGGAGCACACAGCGCACUCCGCUGUGCGCAUGCGCUGUGCAAAAAGGACGCAAGGUGACGUUAGCAGCCCGGGGAGCGUGGUCAGCCCCCUCCCUGCAUCAGCCCCUCCCCGCCGCAUUUCUGCAGCCAAUAGGCUCACGGGGGGGGGCGGGGGCAGAGUUAUUUAUUUUUUUAAACGGGCGCGCUUCUUCCCGCCCAGCAGCAGAAAAGGCUUGCGGGCUCGGAGCGCGUGUUUGCUGCUGCUGCUCCUGCCUGUGGCCUCCUGCCGGCCUGGUCAGGAGAUUGAGGUAGAUGUAUUAAUCAAUGGGUUGAUUCAAUAUGAGGAAAUUUUAUAAGUUCACUUGAUGGGAGCAACACACAUGAAACCAUACAGGUGUCCUAAUAAGGGAGUCAGAGUUUUGCCCAUUCCCAGUAAUCAAGGCAGCCCAAACUCAUAAGGCAGUGGUUGCUGGUGCCCAUUCCCAGUACUGUAAUCAAGGCAGCCCAAACUCAUAAGGCAGUGGUUGCUGGUGCCCAUUCCCAGUAAUCAAGGCAGCCCAAACUCAAAGUUAUUUUUAUAAUGACGAGGAUGACAUUGGGCCCUCAUUAUUAAUUAUUAUUUACAUCAGGCACUGAUUAUGAUUUAUGGUACACUGGGGCCCUGAUUAAUUUUCUAUGGCAUUUUGGGGCUUUAUUGGGCAUAGCAAAUUUUGCUAUGGGGCCCUCUGAUUUCUAAUUACGUCCCUGUUUUGCGGCUCCCAGUUUAUUUUUUUUCUUCGGAAACGGGUCCAAGUGGCUCUUUUUGUCUUAAAGGUUGCAGACCCCUGUGCUGGAGCAAGGACUUUUGCUUGUGCACUAGAACUCCCCCCCCCUAUGCACCCCAAAUCUGUUCUGGUGCUUCCCCCAAAACUCCAGAACAGAUUUGUGGUUGGGGGUGCGACAGCAUUCAGGAAGAGGAAGGAGAAGUUCCGUUGUGGAAGCAGGCGUCCUUGUGCUGAUGGGAUGACUUGGUCAGAUACAGCCCAUGUGUUCUUACAACUUGUGUGAAACGAAUGCAGCCACUGGGCAGAGAGCAUCAACUGUUUUUGCUGCACGGCAGGCUUGCAUGGGAUCUCCUGUAAACUGCAAUGAAUUAACUAGAGAUUAAAACUCAGCUAAUGUAUAUUAACAAGAGUGCCUUUUAUAUCCAAGCCCUCUGGAAGGGACCUUGAAGAUAGAAACAAUCUUGCCAUUUUAUAAUUUAAUUGAUAUUUUAAAUAGUGUUUAUAUAUUUCUUUUCUUUUUAACCUUAUACUACGAUAUCCAUUGCCAUCAGUUCAAAUAUAUAUGGGGUACUACUCAUUUUAAAUGGUUAAAGAAGAAUAUUCUGUAAUAUUUUAUCACAUAUUUAUUACAGACACGAGACUGGAAUGUAUGCCUUAAUAUAUAGUCUUCUGAAUUUCAUAUACUACUAGAAUUUGCUUUUAAUAUCAAUAAAUAUUUCUAUGUUUCACUAUUUCCUGCCAUUUCUUAUUUAUCGAAGGCAAAAACUUGCUGCCUACUGUCUGCAACCCCAAAAGCCAUUGGCUAAGAUGCUGUGAUGUCAUGGAAUGUUCUGUGUGGCACUGUGUCAUGCUGAGGGUGAAGUUGCCAGCAGUAGAAUGUUGUCAGAGUACAACUUGGAAGAAGGUGAAGCUUCAUUUACAAAGGCAGAAGAGCUAUGUGCUGUUACUAGGAAGGCAAGAUAGAGGCAGGAACAAACGGGGUGUUUGUACGCAUUGUGCAGAGUGAAGGCAGAGAACAGAAUAGGAAGCAAUCACAUGGCAAGCUUUUGCUAAAAAGCAUGAUGUUAAGUAUUUUAAAUCAAAAGGAGAGCUAAUUGAGUCAGUAAGAUGAUUCCAUGGAAGUGUCUCGGAAGCACUGAGCAGAAGCACAGAGAGAGCUCAGGAAAAAACCCAAAGGGGAGACAGAUACUUCUGGCAGCUGAUUUUCCCCUGCCUUUCCUUAUCAUACUCAUUUUCCAUGCAGCUGACCAUCUUUGUUGCCCUCCUGUCAAUUCAUUCCAGUUUGCUUACGAAUUUCACAGUGUAACACUCAGAACGAGAGACAGUCCUUCAGCCUGAAUGAAACACCAUGAGCUUAAGGGUCAGAAGUAAGUUGCAAAAGGAAACCAAUAAUUCUCCUGAAUUUUGAAAAGACAAGCAAAGGCCCUUGGGGAGGCCAACAUUACAACUUUCUACAAGGGUCGUACAAAUUAUGCUCGGGCAUUCAAGGAGGCAGACUUAAUUCAAAACGGCAUUAACUCAAAUCCAUCCGCAUUCUGCUUGCCAUCACUCCCAAUGCAAGUUUCCUUUUAUAAAAGGUAUGGGAACUCCUAAUUUGGAUUGGGGUUAUAAUGGCAGCAGGGAUAGAGCCGUGCUAAACCAAAUGCCCCUCUAGUCUUACUAUAGUGUCACUGAGGGAAAAGCUUACUACUGAAUAAAGCUGCACUGCAAAAUCCUAUUAACGUAUGUUCAACCAACUUGACAUCUUUGCAAAGGCAGGGAAAACAUGCAGGCUGAAGACUGCAAUCCUAAACACACUAACAGCAGCAACUCAAGCAGGGUUAUCUGGGGUACAGCUCACAGCCAACACAGACAGAAAGGGGGAGACCCCUACCCUCCACCUCCGCCCGAGGCCACCCACAGCUUCUUUUACAAAAUGAACAUUACAUUUGUGUGCAGUUUGCCUCUUACUGGGGGGGAUCCAUACCACCCUAAUGGAAGAAUCUUCUUGGGAAAUGAAAUGGAACACAAAGACAGAGCUGGACUUCGAAAGGAGGCCAGAUAAGAGUUUUAUUUCUUUCCCUCUCAUUUACAUUUCACCAUGAAUACGUGUACUUUUGCUUGAUCCUAAAACCCAUGUGGAAAAAUGUUUUUGCUGCAGCACACAGAAAAAAAGCACAGUUGCAAAUGUUUUGCUACAAUCAUCAUCAAGCUUAUUGCUUUGUCAUCCAUUUAAACAUAGUCAAGGCCAGUCUCAUUUGUCACACCAUUUUAUUUAUUUAUUUGGGGGUUGGGACCCUACAGAUAACAAUUCUUGGUUAACGGCAGUAGCUGUAUUGUUUUCUCCUGGGACCUGAGGAACUCUGCUUUGCAUUCAGGUAGGAGCAGGUGUGCCUUGGCGACAAAGCACUUUGUUCGUUGCUUAUAUUUAAAGUACCAUAUUUUUCUGUGUAUAAGACUAGGUUCACCCCCUAAAAAAUAAUGUCAAAAAUUAGGGGGCAUCUUAUACACAGAUAUAUCUAACCCCAUUUUCUUAAAUCCGAGUCAACCAAAAAUAGGGGGCCUCUUAUAGACAGGAAAAUACGGCAACUCACCAAAGCAGCGCUUCCUCAAGCGAAUGGGAGAAAUUAGUGAAAAGAAAGACAACUUUUCAGCUUUCAAAACGAGGAAGGAAAAGCAAUGGCCACCCACAAAACUACUGUUCGCAGGUCCAUUUUAGACAUCUUUCUGUGUUGGAGAAGCAAGUAUAGACUCCUUCCCUCCUCCUCCACACACAGCAGGAGCUCCAUGUACAGCUACAUGGUACAUGACAUGUACACCUGACCUUUCCUCUGUCUCUUUUCCAAGAAGUGCACACACUAAGCCCCAACCCCACGUUAAGUGCAU